Photinus pyralis (common eastern firefly) is the source of this 3587-nucleotide messenger RNA. Its product is annotated as nitric oxide synthase-like. Gene Ontology annotation, molecular function: FMN binding; heme binding; NADP binding. Gene Ontology annotation, biological process: nitric oxide biosynthetic process. Bases 99 to 3404 code for a protein of 1101 amino acids. The record is from RefSeq and is a predicted model, not a curated record. The transcript has 21 exons. Lineage: Eukaryota; Metazoa; Arthropoda; Insecta; Coleoptera; Lampyridae.
UUUUGGUUUAUUAUUCUGUUCUUAGUAUGUGCCUCAGUGUCGGUUCCACUCAAAAAUAAAUCAUACCGCCGUGUGUAAGUGAGACGAUACUGAUUAAAAUGGAAAAGAAGGCGCGUUCCAUCCGAUUAUUGAAUAUUGCAAAUGGUGACGAAACCCUCUACGAUGAGUUACAUGCGAGAUCGGCUGUGCAGAAUAAAGUGUGUACUCCACUCGUAUGUCUGUCAAGCGCGUUGAAUAACAGCGGAAAAGGUGUGAACAAGGUACGACGUAAUGAUGAUUUGUUACAACACGCUCAAGACUUUCUGGACCAAUACUUUACUUCAACAAAAAAAGCAAAUACACCGGAACAUCUUUCGCGAAUUGACCAAGUAAAAAAAGAAAUCGAGGCAACGGGAACCUAUCAACUUACCGAAACGGAGCUCAUUUACGGUGCAAAACUUGCAUGGAGGAAUUCAGUUAGGUGCAUAGGGCGCAUUCAAUGGACCAGAUUGCAGGUAUUUGACUGCCGUUCUGUGACAACGACGAGUGGUAUGUUCUACGCAUUAUGCGGCCAUAUCAAAUAUGCAUCAAAUAAUGGUAAGAUUAGGUCCGCUAUUACCAUCUUUCCCCAACGCACGGACGGAAAACACGAUUACAGAAUAUGGAACACCCAAUUAAUUAGCUACGCUGGUUACAAGCAACAGAAUGGGAAGAUCAUCGGUGAUCCCAUGCACGUAGAGUUUACCGAGCUCUGUACAAAAUUGGGAUGGCGCGGAAAAGGUACCCCGUUUGAUAUUCUCCCGCUGGUACUGUCGGCCAACGGUCACGAUCCCGAUUAUUUCAAUAUUCCGAAGGAGAUCAUUUUAGAAGUGCCUUUAAAGCAUCCUUCGUUUGAUUGGUUCGAGCAGCUUGGGUUGAAAUGGUACUCCCCGCCGGCGGUAUCGAACAUGAUGUUUGACUGCGGUGGUCUACAAUUUACUGCUGCUCCAUUUAACGGAUGGUACAUGAGUGCCGAAAUUGGGUGCCGAAAUCUCUGUGACACAUACCGUUUAAAUAUGCUUGAGACUGUAGCAUUGGCGAUGGGCUUAGACACCAACACUACCACCUCGUUAUGGAAAGAUAAAGCGAUGGUGGAGUGCAACAUAGCCGUUUUGUACAGCUUUCAGUUAAAGGGGGUCACGAUUGUUGACCAUCACGCGGCAUCGGAGUCAUUCAUGAAGCAUCUUGAAAAUGAAACGCGUCUACGUCGGGGUUGUCCUGCGGAUUGGGUUUGGAUAGUACCACCGAUGUCAGGUUCUGCUACUCCGGUGUUUCAUCAAGAGAUGGCUGUGUACCAUCUAAAACCGAACUAUACAUAUCAGGAACCUGCAUGGAAAACCCACAUUUGGAAAAAAGGUGCAGCAGCAAACAAUUCCACCAAACCGAAAAGGAAGUUCCGCUUCACACAAAUCGCCAGAGCGGCAAAAUUUGCCUCCAAGCUAUUUGAAAGAGCUUUAUCACGUCGUAUCAAGGCGACAGUCUUAUACGCAACAGAGACCGGUAAGUCUGAAAAUUACGCGAAGAAGUUAUGCGAGCUGUUCAGUUACGCGUUUAACGCGCAAGUUUAUUCUAUGUCGGACUAUGAUAUAUCAAAUAUAGAACAUGAAUCGUUACUUUUGGUGGUUACUUCGACGUUCGGUAAUGGUGAACCACCAGAAAUCGGCGUGCAAUUUGCAAGAGAUCUGUACAACAUGAAGGUGCGAUAUAUUUCACAAAUCCAAGAAAAUAAUUCGGCAUCAUCAAUAUCUGUCUUCAAAAUGAUUCAGUGUGACAAUUUAAAAAAGCUACAGAGUAAAAACCUCUUUGGUCCGCUCAGCAAUAUGAUAUUUGCCGUGUUUGCACUUGGAUCCACUGCUUAUCCAAAGUUUGCAGCCUUUGGAAAAUCCGUUGAUAGCCUCUUGGGAGAACUUGGCGGAGUAAGACUAAUGGAAGUGGUGACGGGGGAUGAAUUGGCCGAUCAAGACAACAGCUUUAAAAAGUGGGCGCCUGACGUAUUUAAGCUGGCGUGCGACACAUUUUGUCUAGACCAAGACGAAUCUGUCCAUGAAGCUACCUCACAGUUCAAACCAGAAACUUUAUCAAAUGCCACAGUACGAUUUGUAGAGGCAAAAGAAGAAUCGAUAGAGGCGUCGCUAACAAAUUACCACAAUACACAGGUUUCCGCCGGCGUGUUAGUCAACCGUACAAAGCUGUCCGGAGAGAAAUCGACACAAGCUACAUUUCUAUUGGAAAUAGAAACACCCCUAGCUUACCGAACGGGUGAUCACGUGAGAGUUUAUCCGAUCAAUAAUCCAGAUUUGGUAGACAAAAUCAUUCAACGGCUCACUGGCGUUGAAGACCCGGACAAAGUAACUCAGCUGCAGAUUUUAAAAGAACUUCAGACUUCUAAAGGGGAUGUAAAAUCUUGGGUCCCAUACAAAAAGCUACCAAACUGUUCUUUGCGGCAAUUACUAUCCCGAUUCUUAGAUAUAACUACGCCACCAUCGUCUUUUCUGUUGCAAUAUUUUGCUUCGAUUGCCACAGCGAAGAUGGACCAGGAGAAGCUAGCCGUUUUGACCACAGAUCCGGCAUCUUAUGAGAGCUGGAAAAAUUGGCGCUUUCCACAUUUAUUAGAGGUUCUAGAAGAAUUUCCUUCAGUGAGACCGUAUGCUCCCCUACUGAUUACUCGGCUCCAUAUUUUGCAACCACGCCUUUAUUCAAUAUCUUCCAGUCCAUCAGUCCAUCCGAAUCAAAUUCACGCAACGGUUGCUGAUGUGGUUUACCGAACAGAAGGUGGCAACGGCCCUGUACAUUAUGGGGUGUGUUCCAAUUAUUUUCAGAAUUUGCAAAUUUCCGAACAGUUACACAUUUCUGUGAGAAGUGCUCCGCAUUUCUACCUUCCAGAAGAUAUAUCGUUACCAGUAAUACUAGUAGGACCAGGAACGGGUAUAGCCCCAUUUAGAGCAUUUUGGCAGCAAAGAUGGUCAGAAAGUAAAAUCGCAGGGAAAGCGUGGUUAUUCUUUGGAUGCCGUUACAAAGAGUUAGAUUUGUACCGUGAUGACAAGGCUGAGAUGGUAGAAUUAGGUGUACUUCAUAGAGUGUUCUUAGCAUUAUCACGUGAACCUUACACUAAAAAGACUUACGUUCAGGAUUUAAUGGUAGAAGUGGGCGAUGAAAUAUACCGCAUGUUAGUACUAGAAAAAGGCCACGUUUACGUUUGUGGGGAUUCCGUAAUGGCUGAAGGUGUUAAUCAAACUCUAAAAACAAUUAUUCAGCGCCAUGGAGGGCAAAUCGAUGCUGAUGCUUAUAUGCUUACUCUCAAGGAUCAAAAUCGGUAUCAUGAAGAUGUCUUUGGGAUUACUUUACGAACGGCCGAGAAACUAAACAAAUUCGGAAAAUCUGCAUGAAUUCGGCUGCCAUCGCGCUAGCAUUUUCUAAUUGUCAGAAUCUAUUCUGAAAGUAGGUACUUAUUAUUAUUAACCAAAAUCUGUGAAAAGCCAAAAUGUUUCAUAUAAUCAUCUUUCUUUGCAAAAAGUUGCUAUUCACAACACUAUUAUAAUAUUUAGACGCAAUAAAUAUACAUAACUCAA